Molecule: messenger RNA, 2974 nt
Organism: Fukomys damarensis (Damara mole-rat)
Lineage: Eukaryota; Metazoa; Chordata; Mammalia; Rodentia; Bathyergidae
Gene: Drd1
Product: dopamine receptor D1
Exons: 2
Coding region: 923-2260 (445 amino acids)
Biological process (GO): G protein-coupled dopamine receptor signaling pathway; adenylate cyclase-activating adrenergic receptor signaling pathway; vasodilation
Cellular component (GO): plasma membrane
Molecular function (GO): G protein-coupled receptor activity; dopamine neurotransmitter receptor activity, coupled via Gs
Source: RefSeq, a predicted model, not a curated record
AGGACUCGAGGGCGGUGGGCUGUGCCCGCGGGAACCCUGCUGGCCGUGCCAGUUUAGCUCUCUGCCUCGCCUUCCCACAGGCUCCCGAGGGAGCGGACAGUGCUGUAGGGAGGCUCUGUGCCCUGCCUGAGGGGGCGAAAGGAGCCCAGGCGCGCAGCUCCAGGAGGAGGAACCCAAGCUGCCCAAGUGACUAGUCCCGGGGGUGCCCUCUCUAAGGAGCUCCGAGAGACUGGGGCCCUUUUCCUGGGUCCUGUCCGUUUCGAACAAUCCUUAACAAUUAAGCUGCUGGGCGGCGCUGCUUCUCUGGAGACCUGACCCGAGAUUUCUAUCCCAAACCCGCUCUGGCGAGUUUGCGCCCGGGAGCAAGCGAGGCUCUGCGGGCGGCGCGCUUUCCCGAGCAGCGCGGAACCGGCGCCUGUAGAAGUCCACUUUCUGAGACAGCCCAAGGAGAGGGCGUUGAGAGAACUGAAGAGUCAGGGGCUUGGAGGAGCAAGACAUGUAUUUUCAGCUGCGUCUCAGAAGGGGAAAAAUUCCCUGUCAUCACCCCAGAGGCAACGACCCUGAAAUGUGACUGCGAUUGACUGGCAAGGGGGAGGCCUGGGUGUCUCUAGUUGAUGACUGAAUACACUAAAAAGCCGGUGCUUUCCUUGACGGAAUCUGGGGAUGAGCUGGUGUCAGUGACAGUGACCCGGAGAAAGGGAGUGAAGAGAGCUGUAGAGAGCAAGAGAGACCUUGCACAGGGAAAGCUCCUGCCACACACGUCUGCCACCCUCGGAUGGGAUGCUGGUGAGGCCCUCCACCCUGGGGAGCACCGGGGUCUGGGCCUGGGCUGCCCGUGAGGACUCCUGGAAGUCGGACUGACCUCUUCUCCCUGAUUCCCGCUUGAGGGGCAUCAAGCCCUGAUGUACAUUCCUUCCGGAAGAUGACUCUGAAUGCUUCCAGCAUGGAUGAGGCCGGUCUGGUCGUAGAGAGGGACUUCUCCUUCCGCAUCCUUACAGCCUGUUUCCUGUCACUGCUUAUCCUGUCCACUCUGCUGGGCAAUACCCUGGUCUGUGCUGCUGUCAUCAGGUUCCGACACCUGCGGUCUAAGGUGACCAACUUCUUUGUCAUUUCCUUAGCUGUGUCAGAUCUCUUGGUGGCUGUCUUGGUCAUGCCCUGGAAAGCUGUGGCUGAGAUUGCUGGCUUCUGGCCCUUCGGGUCCUUCUGUAACAUUUGGGUAGCCUUUGACAUCAUGUGCUCCACCGCGUCCAUCCUCAACCUCUGUGUGAUCAGUGUGGACAGGUAUUGGGCCAUCUCCAGCCCCUUCCAGUAUGAGAGGAAGAUGACCCCCAAGGCAGCCUUUAUUCUGAUCAGUGUAGCAUGGACUUUGUCUGUUCUCAUCUCCUUCAUCCCUGUGCAGCUCAGCUGGCACAAGGCAAAACCCACAAGUCCCUCCGAUGGGAAUGCUACUUUCCUGGAAGAGACCACAGACAACUGUGACACCAGAUUGAGCAGGACCUAUGCCAUUUCAUCUUCCCUAAUAAGCUUUUACAUUCCAGUGGCCAUCAUGAUUGUCACCUACACCAGUAUCUACAGGAUUGCCCAGAAACAAAUACGGCGCAUCUCAGCCUUGGAGAGGGCGGCCGUGCAUGCCAAGAAUUGCCAGACCACCCCAGGUAACGGGAACCCCGUUGAAUGUUCUCAGUCAGAGAGCUCCUUUAAGAUGUCCUUCAAAAGAGAGACUAAAGUUUUGAAGACUCUGUCUGUGAUCAUGGGGGUGUUUGUGUGCUGCUGGCUCCCUUUCUUCAUCUCGAACUGUAUGGUGCCGUUCUGUGAGUCUGGGGAGACUCAGCCUUUCUGCAUUGAUUCCAUCACCUUUGAUGUGUUUGUGUGGUUUGGGUGGGCUAAUUCUUCCUUGAAUCCCAUCAUUUAUGCCUUUAAUGCUGAUUUUCAGAAGGCAUUUUCAACUCUCUUAGGAUGCUACAGACUUUGCCCUACAACGAAUAAUGCCAUAGAGACAGUCAGCAUCAAUAACAACGGGGCUGUGGUGUUUUCCAGCCAUCAUGAGCCACGAGGUUCCAUCUCUAAGGAGUGCAAUCUGGUUUACCUGAUCCCACAUGCAGUAGGCUCUUCUGAGGACCUGAAAAAGGAGGAGGCAGGUGGAAUAGCCAAACCCCUGGAGAAGCUGUCCCCGGCCCUAUCAGUCAUAUUGGAUUAUGACACCGAUGUCUCUCUGGAGAAGAUCCAGCCCAUCACACACAAUGGGCAGCACCCAACCUGAACUCCUAGAGGAAUCCUGCCACACAGAAUCUAAAGGAGAGAAAUCUGGGGCAUGCUCUUAGAAAUCAAGGUCUGGUGAGACACUGUGAUGUCAGGAGAGACCUUUGCUGCUUUCAAGCAGACAACUAAGUAUAUUUUCAAAUACAUUCCAGUAUAUCUUCUGUACUCCAUCGUCCAUCAAACAGGUACAUAUGGGAAACCAAAAGGGACAUGUCUUAGACUCCAAAAUCAGUUCUGAAACUUGUCUUAUGACAUACGAACAACUGCACUUAAAAAUCAAACCUUUCUGGAAAGCAAGUGAGAAGGGUUGCAUUUGCUGUAUACAAACAGGUGCUAAAACUGUUCCAAGCAAAGUUUUCAGAUUGUCAAGGUAGGUGCAUGCCUUCAUAAAUUAUUUCUAAAAAAAUGAGCCUUACGGUAGGAAUGGGAGUUUUUUCAGAAUUGAGAGAUGCUUUGUUGAUAUUGAUUUUAUUUAUUUAUUGUAUUAUAUGUAUAUUUAAAAUUUAUCAUAAUAAAUCUAUAUUUAUCAUAUUUAAUAGGACAAACAAUGACUCAUCUAAGAUUGAGCUGCCCAUUGAACUAGCACUUUAUAAGCCAAUGAAACAAACACACAGACUCUGAUUCUAAAUGUUCAUGAGUAGCUUCUAGAAACACAGAAAAGGCUGAUAGGAAAUGAAGUUGUGGUGAUUUCUUAAAACACACUAGCAUAAAUAAA